Molecule: messenger RNA, 1620 nt
Organism: Diatraea saccharalis (sugarcane borer)
Lineage: Eukaryota; Metazoa; Arthropoda; Insecta; Lepidoptera; Crambidae
Source: the annotation of a GenBank genome assembly
AUGCCGAGACCACCAAACAGUUACCAUUACCUUUUUAUUGCUCUCCCAACUGACCCUAUCAUCAGGAAGUUGGAUUCAGAUCUUCGUUACCAAUAUGCUGAAGAUUCUGAUGGUAAACUACAUCUCGUGGACCUAUGGAUGGACGUAAACGACUUCUCUGCAGUCACCAGAUUCAAUCCUGAUACACAGAAUGUCUAUCACCUGUUUACACGAAACAAUCCUACUGUGAGUCAGCCAUUACUAGUAGGCAAUAGUGGGCUCCUUGCCAACACCAAUUUCAAUGCGCAACGAAGGACUGUCAUCCUCGUUCACGGAUGGAUGGACUCGGCUACUUCAACGUUCAAUAAUGUACUUGUACCAGGUGAGUUGGAACUCCAUGGUAUGUGUAAUCUCCACAGACAUUUAGAGGUGGAGUACGAUGAAGUCACACACCAGGAGAACUUUUUUCAAGAAUUUCUUGAGAAUAAUACAACCCCAGAACUUUUAGACGAUAUCACUAAUUCAUCUGAAAGGAUACAGUCUUUUGAAAACAUACAAGAGGUGAUAACUCAAGAAAAUAAUAUAGCAGAUCCCUUAAUGAAAACUAUUAAGCCCCCGAAAAUAACGGUACUGUCAGAUGUCCGUUUCAACUGGACAAAUAUUUCAUUUUACAUACCAAAGCAAGAAAAGAAAAAGUUUACACCAAAUAAGUUUUCCAAAACUUUUGAAGAAUUUUUGACAGAUAUGGGAGAGUCAAGUAAUACCGUGAAAUCUUUGAAAGAGACUAACAAAGAACACGUUGAAAAAAAAAGGAUAGAAGAAAAAGAGAAUGAAACUUUCCUCGCUGCUGAAGACGUAAAUGUGAUCGUGGUGGACUGGAGUGCAGGUUCAGGUAGCAUCAAUUACGCUGCUGCUGUUGCUAACACUGUCCCCUCAGGUAUAAGCGUAGCCAGCUUCAUCAACUGGUUAAACUCGGCUGCUGGUACAACUCCAGUAAUGUUUCAUCUGGUGGGCUUCAGUCUUGGUGCUCACCAAGUCGGUAUUAUAGGAAGACACCUAGGAGGAUCUAUUGCUUACAUCACAGGCCGGCCUCACUUAAGCCUGUCCAUUUUUGAACGGGUGCGGGGUCUUACCAGGAAAACCGGCCUCAUUAAACCUGUCCUUUUCAGGGCGGGUGUGAAGAGCCUUGGUUUAAGACUUAAGGUUGCAUUUCAAAAAAGUCUAAAGUUUAUUUACAAACUAAGUGUUGGUCUCGACGCCGCUGGUCCAGGGUGGAUGACCAAUGACAACCGUUUCAGAGAAGACGACGGCGUUUACACCGAGCUGAUUCACACGAAUGCUGGUGUAGCCGGCAUCAUAAAUCCCUUAGCACAAGUCUCCUUCUACCCCAAUGGAGGUGUUAACAUGCCUGGCUGUGGCUUUAUCUCGGAUUGCUCUCAUGCAAGGUCCUAUUUCUAUUUUGCUGAAAGCAUUGGGGGUGGCACAUUCACUGGUCGUAGAUGUUUGACAUCCGCUGCUGCUAUGGCUGGCUCCUGCCUCAUGCCGGGAACUCUUCAGAUGGGUGGCCUACAACCUAAAAUGGGAUCUACUGGCAUCUUCUACCUAGAAACAAAUGCUGAAGCGCCAUUCGCCAGAGGCUAA